This is a messenger RNA of Exophiala oligosperma, 3180 nucleotides long. RefSeq lists its product as uncharacterized. Bases 1 to 3180 code for a protein of 1059 amino acids. Gene Ontology annotation, cellular component: spindle pole. NCBI's taxonomy places the organism in Eukaryota, Fungi, Ascomycota, Eurotiomycetes, Chaetothyriales, Herpotrichiellaceae. Gene Ontology annotation, biological process: mitotic cell cycle; establishment of meiotic spindle localization; spindle organization. The transcript has a single exon. The record is from RefSeq and is a predicted model, not a curated record.
AUGCCACGACACGUCUCAGGCACACCGUGUCCUAUGCCGCCGUCCGGUAGCAAUGCAGACAAUUCGAUUCUAAGCUUGGUGGAUGGUGAGGGAGACUCGACAGCAAACAUCGAAUUCACAUCGGCCUUUGGGGGAUUGAAAAACACGAAACCCCGACGAAUGCGUAACGCAGCCACAGCGCGGAGAGGGGCUCAGAAUGUCGAUUUCGCGAUUUACGAAGACGCCGAAGCCGUACAGAAAUCGAUUGCUAAGGAGCCAGCAAAAUGGAAAAGCACCGUGGGACUGUCGCAACCCCCUCAGCGACCAAAAAUCUCAGCGCGCGUAUCUUUUGCUCCAUCAGUCUCAAUGCAAAGUCACGACUCUACACGUCCGUCGUCGAAGUCCUUGGGAGUAGGCAAACUUACCCAGGCACCUCGGCGGGGGCAAGGUAUCGGACAUGACACAGAGAACCGGGACGCCACGCUUCUGCCCAGCCUACCUGAGGAUACUACAGCCAAUCUCAACAUGAGCAUGCCUUCUCCGACAAUCCUGAAGCCCGCUCGUCGUGGCACGAUAUAUAUUCCCAACGACGACACGACGAUGCCGAGCAUGUACAUGGGCAUUUUCAGUCCGAUCAAGAGCUUGAAUGUCGACUCGACCUCGAAGCCAGCGGACACGCAUACGGCGAUGGAGGUGACGGGUAUAGCGGCGCAGAUGGCCAAAAAGAGGGGUGCAACACGUCGCUCGAUGAUCGCUCUGUCACCAAAACGCGCGGGUGGUCCGCUUCAUGUCUCUUCGCGAUAUGUUCAGGAAUCCGCCGUUGUUGAGGAUCGUGUUGGGCAAGGAGGGGGCAAAGAGAAUGUACCGCCCGGGUAUGCUGAGUCGAAUUCGCUGGCAGGGGUCAAGUUCGAAAAGGAGAAGAUGAGAUCGAAGAGACAGACGAUGGCGUUUCCGCCAACCAGGAACACGGUCAAGGGCGAUUUCAAACCCACCACGUCUAGACUCUACGAACAAACAGCUAGUUCGAUGAGUAGGGUUGUUGAAAAGCAAUCCGGUCAUGGAUCAGAACCGAAGCGAUCGUGGAACUCUGGUGCACGUAUUCGCACAGCCCAACCUAUACCCGUCAAGAAAUCAUCUCCGCCGCGAGGAUCAGAGCGAGAGAAGGCUGUACCCGCGAAACCUGCCGUCCCUACUCGCUUCGUCACGCCAGCGAUCAGAGCAGAGCCGGCUGUCGACUCGUAUCCGAUCCUCACGGAAGAUCUUGCGUCGCCGUCCAUGUACGAAGACAACUGGUUGAACCAUCAAGAAAUCGCCAUCACCCAACUUGUCAACAACCUUUUCGCAUCGUCGUCACUGACGUCUUGUCCGGUGGAAGAUGGCAUGCUCAGAGUCCAAUUGCUGGAACGCUACAACAAUUCUGAAACCACGAUGCUGUUUAAGCGAUUACAAGGAGCACUUCUGUAUGGCGCAUUGGCUAUGCCGAAUGAUGUUCUCAAGGGCGCAAGUCGACUCGCCACCGAUUUGGGAAGACGGAAGGCCUUUACAGACCUGUGGCUCGAAACAUAUGAACCGGACUCUCUCCGUGCUGUGCUCGAAGUUGUUGUAGGUAGGCAAUGCACUACUGUGUCGCCCAGAUUGUCCGCAAGUAGACGAAGCUUGGACAAGGAGAAGGAUGUUUUGGGUCGUCAGUCUUUACAACGAUUCAUCGAGACAUUUCUCAUUCGAAACGAAGACGGAAAGCCAGACGAGGCAUCGUCGAAAACCCACGAUUCCCCAUGGUCUUAUCAGCGAACACUCUUGCGAAGCUUGAUGGCUAUAGGACUUCUCGAUCACAUCAAGAGCACUGCGCCAUCCUUGGUCAAUGGUUGUCUAUUCCGAACGACUUCUCCACACAAGUCAUCGGGCGACGUCGUCAAGGCUCUUUUCCAGCAGCUCAAUCCAAGCGCCGGAGACCCGAUCAGGGCGUUGAGCCAUGUUGGAUACAGUGUAUCUCACUCUCAAUAUCCCCUGGAAGAGUAUGCGUACACGAUCGAUAACCUUGCGGUCGAUCUACGCGACGGUGUACGUCUGACCAGAUUAGUCGAGCUUCUUCUCUACCCUUCGGCAUCUCAUGUUUUGGACCACGCGAGUGACUUUGAAUCGACAACAACGAUCCUGUUACCGACAGGCGAGACGCUCUCGCUUUCUGACGGACUCAGCCAUGACUGGCCUUUGUCUCAACAUCUCAAGUUUCCGUCUCCAGGUCGAGCGACAAAGCAGUAUAAUGUCCAAAUUGCGCUUAGUGCGUUGCAGGGUGUCAGGGGUAUGGCUCCACUUGUACGCGAUGUUCGCGCAGAAGAUAUCGUGGAUGGAUUCCGAGAAAAGACGGUGAAACUUCUUUGGGGAUUGACCAGUAAAUGGGGGUUAUGUGGACUCUUGGAUUGGGACGAUCUCGGACGUGAGAUCAAGAGGCUAUCCAGAUUGAGCUCACAGAGUGGCCGAGCAGGCGAUGAUUUUUGUGAUGACAUUCUUGACGCGAUCGAAGAAGAAGAUGGGCAUGAUCCCGUGCGGUACAAGAUGUUGUUGAAGGCCUGGGCACAAGCCGUGGCGAGGAAACAUGGACUUGUGGUGAAGAAUCUCACGACCAGCUUUGCUGAUGGGAAAGUAUUUGAGGCGAUCGUGGACGAAUAUGAAGCGUUUCUUAUCCCCAGUGAGAGCGGGGCUGAUGGUGGAAUGGCGACGGCGACUACGCGAUCUUCUCUGAAAGAGAGACUACGACGACUUGGAUGCAGUGACCAAUUUUCGAGCUUGUUCUCUGCUGGGCUUAGCGAUGCCGCAAGCAGCAGCAGCAGCAGUACACACAUCUUCGAUCGAGACUUUGUCCUGGCAGCGCUCGCGUUUCUGUGUUCGAGAUUGCUGACGCCAUCGAGAGGUGUGAGAGCCGCGAUGACCGUCCAAAAGGCCUGGCGAGCUCGAUGGGCCAAAGUGGUCGAAUCAAGAAAGGCGAGGUUGAAGAUCAUUGCUGAACAAUGUGCAGCUGUGGUCGGCGACAAAACGAGUAGUCAUGACCAUGGGGAUUCUCGAGGCGGUAACGGUGACGGUGAGGGCGGGAGAAGACAGACGACAAGAAUACCCGAACCUAGUGUGAAAGUAGUUGAGAUGGCAAAUUCGGGUGGUGGUGGUGGUGGUGACGACGAUGAAGAUAUUUGGUUGAAUUUGUGA